AUGCUGCCAUCACGACCAACUGCACUCCCAAACUCAAAUCUAGCGACUCGCAUUCGCAACGGCACCACCAUCACACGCCUUUUAAAUUACACUGUCUUCACCCUCCUUUCUAUAAUCCUUUUGUGUCUGAUCCUCCUGACACCCGCUGAUGCGAUUUAUCAAUGCUACGUGACGCACCGCCUCACCAAUAUCUUCAUCAUAACAGGCGGGUACGUCGUGACAUUCUUGCUUGCGGUUCUGAUCUACGCGACGCGCAUCUACACGAAUCGUAGCGUAUUGGGAGGAAUCCCUAAAGCCUGGAUACCAGUUGAGAAGGAAGAUGUAAGCAAAAGUGUGCGCCGGCUUGUUGUUGAGGGGUUAGGGAGGAGCGCACUUAUUGCUAGGGGGGCAAGACCAAGGAAUCUAGGUCGGGGUAGCGGUGCAAAUGGGCCAAGAGAUGUGGAUGGGAACGGACAAGCUUUUGCGGACCCCGGUGCUGGUGACAACGAGGAAAAAGAAGGUUUACUUAGGGGAUUCGACUACGAUGUCGACCCCUCGAACCCGCCGUGGGGAGUCAUCGAACAUCCAGGAUGGUCAGCGCCGGAGUCAUCGUUAUCGGCGUCUGCACCGGAUCAGGGAACGUCAGACGGGGACGCGCAGACGCCUGAACCAAGCCUAUGCUACCGCACCGUCAUCCGCGAACUGCCCCAUCUCAUCGAAGCGAAAGCCGUUUCCCUUGCGCCUCCCGAUCCAGUCUUCACAGUCCAUCCUCAAUAUCAGACUCAAACAGGUGAAGGUGACGAAGCGACCCGCAUUCCAGACACUCGCAUCGUCGCUAUCCUCCGGCGCCCCGGCACAAUGUCCCUGCGCAGCUACAUCAACCACCUAAUUUCGCUCUCAAUCCUACACCCGCCAGAGAUAGGAUUGGAGUUUCUGGCCUUAUACGAGCGUGCUCGGUUCUCCGGAAAGGAGCUAUACGAAGACGAGUUCCGCGAGCUGAUGGGUGUUUUUGCGGAUGUCUUAAGGGGCAUGCGGUUUGACCAGGAGCAUCACCGGCUGUUACUGGACAUGAAUGACUACAACGAGGAUGGUGACUUGGGGCAUUGGAGGCGGAACACAAGCGUAUUUGAACACUCCCUCUUUGGCUCGAAAACUGAGUCGGUAAUUGGGCCGUCAGACGAAGAGGGCGAGACGACCGAGACGGACACACUUGGGUCUGUGAAUAUCAAUAUCGAUUCGCCCCGUCGGCGUCACCGUCGCCAGCGCCAGUCUCGCUCUGGCCCUCGUUCUCGUCCUGUUCAUGGGAAUGACCAUACGUACAACCAUACGGACGGGCAUCCGAACCUCGAGCCCGCUUCAAGACCACCUCCAGGUCAGAGUCGCAGUCGGAGUCAGAGUCUGGUUGACUUCAAAGCCGGCAAUUUAUCGGAAAAUGCAAUAUACUGGCCCCGCGCUGGCGCCAGAACUCCCUCAACGCAUUCGGCGCGUUCGCUGCACCCGGACCGGUCGUAUGGCUCGGGUUCGGGCGCGGACGCGGGAUCGGGAUUGAGUCUACGCUCGGCAUCCCGGUCCGGUUCUGCAUCCGGUAGUGCGAGUGUGAGUUUGAGUGGCGGGAGCGUGAUUCGGCUGGCUGAUGCGCGGACGGAAAGCGUUUCAGGCUUGCCGUAUGUUAUUGGAAGGUAG
Aspergillus nidulans FGSC A4 is the source of this 1662-nucleotide messenger RNA. RefSeq lists its product as uncharacterized. The transcript has a single exon. NCBI's taxonomy places the organism in Eukaryota, Fungi, Ascomycota, Eurotiomycetes, Eurotiales, Aspergillaceae. The record is from RefSeq and is a predicted model, not a curated record. Bases 1 to 1662 code for a protein of 553 amino acids.